AUGGAAAGAACAUCAAAAUUGUUAAAUAAUUUACGAUUGAGACGAUCAAUAUUUCAUUCACAAAUGCAUAGACUAAAAAUUAUAUCUAUCAUAUUAAAUGUUAUAUUAAUAUUUAUUGGUUUAAUUAUAUUUGGAGUGGUAUUAUCUGCUAUUAGUUAUCCAAUGUGGUUGAAAAUGUUCAUUUCAUUACAAAAAAUUACAAUAAGUUAUGCUAUCAUUAUAUGGAUUAUAUUAUUUUCAAUUGCUUCAAUCACUUUAGGCAUAAUUGGAAUAUUUGCUAUUCAUCGUAAAGCAACAUUGAUUUUAGGAUUACAAAUAUUUGCUUUGGUGUUCUUAGCUGUAUUAGAAGCAGGCAUUCUUUAUACUAUUCUGUCACAAUGGUUAAGACAUUUAGAAGUUGGUAUAACAUUUGCAGUACAAAUGUUUCAACCUGGAUCAGAAAAUGAAACAGUUAUGGCUAAUAUACAAGAAGCUCUUCAUUGCUGUGGUAGAGGAUCUUAUGGAGAUUAUGGAGUAGCCAAUGAAGCUAUACCAAUACACCAUGUUCCAUAUUCAUGUUGUGAUUUACAAACCUAUACAACUGAACACUGUAAUAAUGCAUCAACUUUACCAAAAAGUAAACUGUCUGCAAUUGCAGAAUCAACUGAAAUAAAUAAACUUAUUUAUGUUAUCCCAAAUAGUUUAGCCUACAGAGAAGGUUGUGUCGAUCGAUUACAAAAUGUCUUUUUACCAGUAGUUAUUGGCUGUUUCUGUCUACUUAUAUUUAUAAAUAUCUUAGUAACACUAAUCAAUUGUUGUUAUGUACAAAAGGCAGCAGAUGAAGAAGAGAUUCAAAGUACAUGGCUUGAUUCACAAAAUUUUAUUAAAGGAACAACAGAAGCCUUCUGCCUUCGACCUCAAACAGAAUCAGAGGUAACCAAAGAUACUUCAGUAUCAAACUUUUCAGACUUAUUAGUGUUUCAAAGGCAAUUAUCACGUAGGCGAACUAGUUCCAUGCCAUCGGAUAAACAAUAA
Messenger RNA from Trichobilharzia regenti, 1014 nucleotides. The record is from the annotation of a GenBank genome assembly. Lineage: Eukaryota; Metazoa; Platyhelminthes; Trematoda; Strigeidida; Schistosomatidae.